This is a messenger RNA of Syngnathus acus (greater pipefish), 2214 nucleotides long. Its product is annotated as cell division control protein 42 homolog. Gene Ontology annotation, cellular component: dendritic spine. Bases 128 to 703 code for a protein of 191 amino acids. Lineage: Eukaryota; Metazoa; Chordata; Actinopteri; Syngnathiformes; Syngnathidae. The transcript is spliced from 6 exons. Gene Ontology annotation, molecular function: GTPase activity; GTP binding. The record is from RefSeq and is a predicted model, not a curated record. Gene Ontology annotation, biological process: small GTPase-mediated signal transduction; modification of synaptic structure.
CUAGUGUAGUGUCGUGCAGUGUGUGUCCCUGUUCGGUUGCCUGGGAAGCCCCUAGUACGGAGUGGAGCUGCCAACGCCCGACGCAAAAACACCAUUGGGAGAUACGGUAUUGAAUGAUUUGUGAAGAAUGCAGACCAUCAAGUGUGUUGUAGUUGGGGAUGGCGCAGUGGGUAAAACCUGCCUGCUCAUCUCGUACACCACAAACAAAUUUCCCUCUGAAUAUGUCCCUACAGUGUUUGAUAAUUAUGCUGUGACUGUAAUGAUUGGAGGCGAGCCCUACACACUGGGCUUAUUUGAUACCGCAGGUCAGGAAGACUAUGACAGGUUAAGACCUCUGAGUUAUCCCCAGACAGAUGUGUUCCUUGUGUGUUUCUCCGUUGUGUCCCCCUCAUCAUUUGAAAACGUAAAAGAAAAGUGGGUUCCAGAGAUCACACACCAUUGUCCAAAGACCCCCUUCCUGCUAGUCGGCACCCAGAUUGAUUUACGGGAUGACCCCUCAACUAUAGAGAAGCUGGCAAAGAACAAGCAAAAACCUAUUACUCCGGAGACAGCAGAGAAGCUUGCGAGAGACCUCAAGGCUGUGAAAUAUGUGGAGUGCUCAGCCCUCACACAGAAAGGCCUAAAGAAUGUGUUUGAUGAGGCGAUAUUGGCUGCAUUGGAGCCCCCAGAGCCCAAGAAGAAGCGCAAAUGUGUGCUGCUAUGAAAAGCCCAUCGUUUUCAAAGCAUACAUGUCUAACACGUACUUUUGCAUAAUACAUAUUGCCCACCCCACCCCGCCCAACCACCUUUCCAUGACUCUGCUAAGGCUGAUAGACCUCCAAAGGCACGACUAGAACGAUUCCGGCCGACCCAAGUUUAACUGUCUUUGCAAUAAGGAGCUUCACCCCUAAGUGGUCUGAUUUGGGGGUCGCAGCUUAUGCAGCAGGCUUUGCACAGACUGAUGGGGAUUCAGAUAGCCAGCUUAUGUACGUGUAGAAUUAUUCAGCUUUUCAGUAGAUUUGUCCAAAUGCAACCAGUGUUGUGGCCUGAUCUCUCUCUCACUCGCUAUUAAAUGCCCUGCCCAAGCGCGUUCCGGUAGUUGUCUUCAGCCAUGGUGGAGUCCCGCCCCCGGCCAGCCCUUCCUAAUUGUCUCGGCACCACCAGAAAAAAGGCUCUCCUUGGUAUUCCCUUUGCGGUUACUGGUUGUUUUGGUUUUGUUUGACAACCCCCCCCCCCCCCAACACUUGAUAGUUUGACUAAUAUUUAUUACUUGUUCCACACAUUUAACCACUAAGGGGACUGUCGGCAAUGCAGUCAGUAGUCCGCUCCGAAGUUGAAUUCAACGAUGUUAUCUCACAUUAUUCACUUUAUUUAUCUUGAGUUGUUUACGGCGAGGAGACGACUGGUUGAAAUCUUGCCACAUGAAUUUGCCCUUAAAUGCAGGGAACUUGAACAGUGUUAUGAAACGUGCUCCUCAUGCAUUUUAGAGUGCAGCGAGAGCUUUCGCCCAUGGCGGGCGCUGUAACUGUCACCUCCCACUUGAAAUCAAAUCCUCCCUCCCUCCCUCCCUCCCUCCCUCCCUCCCCCCCCUCACGUACACAGGAUGAACAAAAACGAGAGGUUCUUUCCGCCAACUCCAGCCUUUGAGAUGCGGCUUGCCGAGUGUCUGCUUCCAAUGUUACCUUCCUUCUGGUGUGGCGUUUGCUAUUUAGUCUCCAACAUUCCAAAACACAAACAUGUGAAUUGAAUUGAAGACUCUAAAUUGCCCGCCCGCAAGAUGAAUGAACGCGCGUGUGAAUAGUGGCAUGUAGUCAGUCCAGAGUCCGAUGAGCUAAACGCAAAAUGGAUGAUGCUCAACCCUCUAAACUGGCGGUGGGUGAGAUGGCAGGCGUUCUAUUUUUAGCCCGAUAUUUUCACCACUUUUGUUAAUAGCACACAUUUUGUCUCCCAUCCAUCCCCUCCCUAUUGUUUUACUUCUAAAUAAUAUAAACAUUAUACCUGCCAUUCCAUAAGCAAGAAAACACUGCUUGGUUUUGCCCAGUAACACCUUUUCGGGCAGAGAGACUGUUUGAUUAGGUUGGUGGCUUCGAGUUGGGUUGAAAUACAUACAGCCCAUGUCAGUAUCAUUACUAUAACCUGUUGUUUUGGUGAAAAACCAAAUGCUUUUGUCAAAGGUCUUCAUUCUUUGUAUGAUGCAUUCUUAAAAUUAUUAAACUUAUACCUUAAUUGCCUUUA